Messenger RNA from Ananas comosus (pineapple), 1707 nucleotides. Its product is annotated as probable sucrose-phosphatase 1. Lineage: Eukaryota; Viridiplantae; Streptophyta; Magnoliopsida; Poales; Bromeliaceae. Gene Ontology annotation, molecular function: magnesium ion binding; sucrose-phosphate phosphatase activity. Bases 231 to 1493 code for a protein of 420 amino acids. Gene Ontology annotation, biological process: sucrose biosynthetic process. The record is from RefSeq and is a predicted model, not a curated record. The transcript has 9 exons.
GGUGCCCUCUCCUCCCCCUCUCCCUCUCCCUCUCCCUCUCCCCAUCAUCGUCUCCCUCUCCUCCUCCUCCUCCUCCUCCUCCUCUUCUUCCUCCGCUAGCCCAAAAGCGCUUCCUGAGCCAGCCAAAAGCUAUACGCGCCGCUGCUUCUGCGUCUGCUUCUGCUUCGCCCCGCCGAUCUGAACCUCGAACCCUAACCCUAGCUGCUCUGAACUGCACCAGUUGCACCAAAAUGAAUCGGCUGGAUGGCCCCGCUCGCCUCAUGAUCGUUUCGGAUCUUGAUCAUACGAUGGUCGAUCACCAUGAUCCUGAGAACCUCUCCCUGCUUCGCUUUAACGCAUUAUGGGAGGCUCUUUACCGCCAAAAUUCCCUGUUGGUUUUUUCGACUGGAAGAUCGCCCACACUUUAUAAACAACUGAGGAAAGAGAAACCCAUGUUAACGCCAGAUAUCACCAUCAUGUCUGUCGGUACAGAGAUAACCUAUGGCGAAGCUAUGGUGCCUGAUGAUGGCUGGGAAGAAGUUCUAAAUCAGAAAUGGGACAGGAACAUUGUUCUUGAGGAAACUGCCAAAUUUCCUCAGCUAUCACCCCAGUCUGAGACAGAACAGAGACCGCACAAGAUUAGCUUUUACAUUGACAAGGCGAAUGCUCAAGAAGUAGUAAAGUCUCUUUCAGAGCUCCUGGAAAAACGUGGGUUAGAUGUGAAAAUAAUUUAUAGUGGUGGAAUGGAUCUUGAUAUAUUACCACAAGGUGCUGGCAAAGGGCAAGCUCUUGCAUAUUUGCUGAAGAAGUUCGAGUCGUGUGGGAAACGUCCCAAAAAUACUCUUGUUUGCGGGGACUCUGGCAAUGACGCAGAAUUAUUCAGCAUUCCUGGUGUCUACGGUGUCAUGGUCAGCAAUGCCCAAGAGGAAUUACUGCAGUGGCAUGCACAAAAUGCAAAGGACAACCCUAAGAUUAUUCACGCAACUGAAAGGUGUGCUGCUGGGAUUAUUCAAGCUAUUGGCCACUUCAGACUAGGUCCAAAUAUUUCCCCAAGAGAUAGUGAUUUAAAGGAAGACAACAUCGGGCCUGCUUAUGAAUUUGUUAAGUUUUAUAUGCUUUGUGAAAAGUUUCGCCGAGCUGAAGUCGAGAUGUCUGACUCGCCUAUCUCGAAUCUGAAAAGUCUUUGCGAUCCAACUGCAAUCAUUAUUCACCCGUCUGGUGUUGAGCACACACUUCAUGAAUCCAUUGAUGCAUUUGGACCAUGCUAUGGUGAUAAAAAGGGUCAGAAAUUCCGCAUUUGGCUGGAUAGAAUGCUUACUUCACAGAUUGCUUCUGAUGCCUGGUUGGUGAAGUUUGACAAAUGGGAGUUGGAUGGCGAAGAGCGGCAUUGCUGUCUCACUAGUGUCAUUCUGAAAUCGAAGCCUGAGAACCCAGGUUCCUUUUCAUCGUUGCACGUCCAUCAGACAUGGCUCGAAGGAUACGCCGCGAAGGAUCAACAUUCCUGGAUAUUGUAGGCCACCCAUCUCCCGCCGAAUAAUUUUCACCUUUCCGAGCGGAAUAAGUAUUAUCCCUAAUAAUUUUGAUCCUGGAGAUCAUAUUUUUCCAGUUUCUGUACCGGAAACACUGUCCGGAGCUAAUUUUAAACUCUGACACUCUUGUUAACUUGGAUGUAAACACUUGAUGUCUUGUAAUAAGAGAAUUAAAGGCACAAAUCUACAUUUUUUUUUC